CUACGCCGACACGAGCUCGUUCAUGGUGGCGUCCCAGUCGUCGCUGGACGACCUGAACGGCCGCCUGGCGGAGCCCGUGUCCAUGGGGUGGUUCCGGCCCAACGUGGUGGUCCGCGGCGCCAGGCCCUUCGACGAGGACGACUGGGCCUUCCUCAAGAUCGGCGACGUCGUCCUCAGGAGGGUCAAACCCUGCGAGAGGUGUCUGCUGACGACGAUCGAUCCUUCCACGGGGCGCCGGAGCCCUCGCAAGGAACCUCUCAACACGCUGCAGCAGUACCGCACGCCCAAACACCCGCCCAGACUGGCAAAGAUCUGGUCGAAGAAGCCCGUGUUCGGCGUGAACAUGACCACGGACACCGAGGGCGCCGUGUCCGUGGGCGACCGGGUCAUGAUAGCGCGAGCCAGCAAGCAUCCCGAGUACGUGAUCUGAGGGAGCCAUCUGCCAUAAGGAUGUCGAUCCCGCCCCGACGCCGUAUCAGAGUGGACCAUCCUGAUGGGGAGAUACGACGGCGGCCCGGGCGUUGUUCGCGGAGGCACGGGG
Molecule: messenger RNA, 541 nt
Organism: Penaeus monodon (black tiger shrimp)
Lineage: Eukaryota; Metazoa; Arthropoda; Malacostraca; Decapoda; Penaeidae
Product: mitochondrial amidoxime-reducing component 1-like
Exons: 3
Coding region: 23-430 (135 amino acids)
Molecular function (GO): pyridoxal phosphate binding; catalytic activity; molybdenum ion binding
Source: RefSeq, a predicted model, not a curated record